Messenger RNA from Paramuricea clavata, 414 nucleotides. Lineage: Eukaryota; Metazoa; Cnidaria; Anthozoa; Malacalcyonacea; Plexauridae. The record is from the annotation of a GenBank genome assembly.
AUGAUAAAGAAUGCUAAGACAACAUACUACUCAUCGGUUAUUUCCAGUAAUGCACAUAAUCAGAAAGUGUUAUUUAGUAUGGUUGAUAAAUUACUCCAUCGAAAGCCAGAAAAGCGCUAUCCAACUGCGUCAUCAACGACUGAACUCGUGAAUAAAUUUGCAGAUUUCUUCAAUAAUAAGAUUGCUAUUAUAUGGAAAGAACUAGCCAUUGAUUCUUCCCACUGUAAUCAGCGAAAUCAAGAGGAACAAUAUGCACAAUGCGUUAAAUUCAUUAACUUUCAAGAAGUCGCGGAACAUGAGAUUGAAAAUGUUAUUGAUAAAGUUGGUAAAAAAUCUUGUGAACUUGAUCCAGUUCCCGCAAAAAUCUUUCAAGGUUGUCAGAAGACUCUCUUACCUAUAAUUACUAAGAUUUAG